Messenger RNA from Parasteatoda tepidariorum (common house spider), 2598 nucleotides. NCBI's taxonomy places the organism in Eukaryota, Metazoa, Arthropoda, Arachnida, Araneae, Theridiidae. The record is from RefSeq and is a predicted model, not a curated record.
AUGGCUCAACAGCCCAGUGUGGAUCUUGGUCUUCCCAAGAAAUUUUUUCCAGGCUCGCUUUUUCCUGCUUCGUUCGUUGCACUGGGGCAAAAGCGGCGUGAUUGGAUUAGAAACUUGAAUUUUAAUUUAAAUGAUCUUCACAUUAUUUCCGCACAAAAUACUAGUAUUAAACCCAGCAUUUCUUGUACUGAUUUUUCUAUACAGAAAAUUAUUAAUUCUUUUUCUGAUGUGUUUGAACCUAAAAUUGGUUGCAUUCCUGAUUAUACUUGUGCACUAAAGCUAAUUCCAGAUGCAAAACCCAUUUUUAUUAAACCACGUACUGUACCGUAUGCUUUAAAAUCAAAAGUAGAACAAGAAUUAGAUAAAUUAGGAGCUGAAGGUGUAAUAGAAAAAAUAGACGAAUCAGAAUGGGGUACACCCCUAGUAGUUGUCCCAAAGCAUGAUGGCACAGUUCGUAUAUGCGCAGAUUUUAAAGUUACAAUCAACAAUCAGCUUCAAAAUGCCAGACACCCAAUUCCUAGAAUUGAGGACAUUUUCAAUAAAUUACGUGAUGGGAAAUAUUUCUGUACGCUCGAUAUCCACAAAGCAUAUUUAUAUUUGAAAGUCGAUGAAGAAAGUGCAAAAUAUCAGACUCUUUCUACUCAUAGAGGUACAUACUUAGCAAAAAGAUUAUUUUUCGGAAUAAAAACUGCACCAAAUGAAUUCCAUAAAUUUAUUGAUCAGUUUGUCCAAGAUUUUUAUGGAACUAUUGCCUACUUUGAUGAUAUUAUCAUCCAAGGAAAAGAUAAACAAGAUUGCCAGCAACGUUUAAUUAAAGUAUUCGAAAAGUUACGGGAACAUAAUUUGCAUCUUAACCUUAACAAAUGUAGAUUUUUCGAGGAAGAAGUUCAGUAUUUGGGACAUGUUAUCAGUUCUGCUGGACUGCACAAAUCAUCUGAUAAAAUUCAAGCUAUAUCCGAAACACCUCGACCAAACUCCGUUGAUGAUGUUCGUAAAUUCAUUGGACUUGUCAUGUAUUAUUCUAAGUUCAUUCCAGAUGCUUCCAGCCUACUUCAUCCACUAAACAAACUCUUAUGCAAAAACGCACGUUUUCGAUUGACUGCAGAAUGUGAAUCUGCGUUCAUAAAAGCAAAAUCAAUUAUAACCAGUGACCAGAUUCUAGUGCCUUUCAAUCCAGUUCUUCCAGUAACAUUAGCUACUGAUGCCAGCCCUUUUGGACAUUCAGGAGUUCUUUCACACACUAUGCCAAACGGUAUAGAGCGUCCUAUCGCUUUUGCUUCCAGAAGUCUCACAGUUGCCGAGAAAAAUUACAGUCAAUUGGAUCGUGAAGCUACAGCUGUGGUUUGGGCUUGCAAAACAUUUUACGAUUAUAUUUUUGGCAGAAAAUUUACCUUGAUUCUCGAUAACAGAGCCAUUUGCGCUAUCUUCCAUCCAGAGAAAAGCCUCCCAGUUAUGACUGCUUCAAGAAUUCUUCGAUAUGCUCAAUUUCUUUCGAGUUUCGAUUACACAAUUAUACAUAGAAAAUCUGAAAAGCAUACAAAUGCUGAUUACCUUUCAAGAAAUCCUCUUCCACUACCAGUUAAUUACGUCAACUGUAUUGAUGAAUCACAAGCACUCCAGCAAUUUAUCACAAAUUACAUUUCAACUGAAACAAUUACAGCAAACCAAAUUCAAACAGAAACAGAGCUUGAUCCUGAUCUUAGAAAAAUAAAAUACGAUAUUGUUAUUGGAAACAAGUUUGAUCCCAGUAUAACCAUUCAAGAUGGAAUCCUAUUUAGAGGAAAUCGAGUUAUCAUUCCCAAAUCUCUUCAACCUGAAAUGCUCAAGCAACUACAUUCUACACACAUAGGAAUUGUGAAAAUGAAAGCUCUAUCUCGAAACUACUGCUAUUGGAAAAACAUUGACAUCGAUAUUGAAAACCGUGAGUGCUGUGAUGUAAGAAAAAAUCCAGCGAAAGCACCUCUUCACAUAUGGGAAACACCGGAGAAAAAUUGGCAACGCGUGCACAUCGACUAUGCCGGACCCUUCAUGGAGCAUCAAUUUUUAAUUGUUGUGGAUUCACUUUCAAAAUGGCCUGAAAUUUUUGCUAUGAAGACAUCUCCCACAUCAUCAAACACAAUGUAUUAUUUAGAAGAAAUUUUUAGUCGUCAUGGAUUGCCUGAAAUUUUAGUUUCUGAUAAUGCCGUAAUUUUUAAGUCAGCAGAAUUCCAACAUUUUUGUAAGUCAAAUGGUAUUAAACAGCGUCUUAUUGCUCCAAGCUAUCCAGCUACAAAUGGCCAAGCAGAGCGCUAUGUUCAGAUAUUAAAAACGAAAUUAAAAUGCAUGAAGUAUCGUCCAGGUUCCCUCCAUAGUAAAUUAUGCAAACUACUUUUCCGAUACAGAAUAACACCACUUAACAAUGAAAAAACUCCGUCAGAAAUGUUAUUUGGUAGAAACUUACGAUGUGAAUUCGACUUAAUCAAACCAACUAAAGGACAAAAAAAUAAUGCCUUGCAGCCAGAAUUUAACAAAAAUUUCAAGUUAGGAGAAAGAGUACAGUCUCGCAACUAUACAUCAUCUGCUAAAUGGAAGUAUGGAACUGUUGUUGAAAAACUUUGA